This is a messenger RNA of Rhineura floridana, 3525 nucleotides long. RefSeq names its product solute carrier family 37 member 1 (gene SLC37A1). Gene Ontology annotation, biological process: phosphate ion transmembrane transport; glucose-6-phosphate transport. The transcript has 20 exons. Gene Ontology annotation, cellular component: endoplasmic reticulum membrane. NCBI's taxonomy places the organism in Eukaryota, Metazoa, Chordata, Lepidosauria, Squamata, Rhineuridae. The record is from RefSeq and is a predicted model, not a curated record. Bases 489 to 1991 code for a protein of 500 amino acids. Gene Ontology annotation, molecular function: glucose 6-phosphate:phosphate antiporter activity.
GUUUUGACAUUUGCCGCCUCGAGCCAUGCCUUGGAGCUGCUUUCUUUUUCAGCUGCUGCCGUCAGAGCGAGAGGGAGGAGGCCCCGAGGAGCAGAGCCGGUUCUUCUGCCGCUGUUCUAGUACUAGUACCCAAGGACUGGCUCGGCUUGAAUGAAACGAAACCGCGCCCGGGAGCAGUGCCUAAACCAGGAAGUUGGUGCUGAGGCAGCCAGGAAACGGUGCCUCCUUGUAACGCCGAGAGCUGUGGCAGAACAUGUCUUUGGAGACCUCAAUAACAAUCUUGUUUCUAGAAGGGCUCUACUCCUGCAGAAAAUCCAUUGAGUGAUUUCCAAUCCCCUUUCAAUGAAAGCCACUCAUCGCAAUGGUUAAUAACAUCAAAGAAGAAAUGUAAAGGACAUUAAUUGAUAUGACAUUUUGUUCUAUUGAAAAUUUCAAACAAGUGUCUGAAGCACCUGAAAAACUAAUAUUUGAAACUGGUACUCAAGUAAAUGGCUGGGCUUCCACCUGGGAUUCGUUUGAUCACUUUAUUUACAAGAGACCAGUGGUGCAGGGCUUUCACAUUUGUGCUGACUUUUAUGCUGUAUGCUAGUUUUCACUUAUCAAGGAAACCAAUCAGUAUAGUUAAGGGGGAAUUGCAUAAACAUUGUAAUACUCCAAACGUAAUUGAGCAUAAAACCUACAAAGAAUAUGCCAUCCAGAUUCAGCCUGUUAAAAGACUUUUUAAUGAAUCUCGCUGUGACUGGGAACCAUUUGAUAAGAGCAACUACAAACAGUUGUUGGGAGCUUUGGAUUAUUCAUUCCUGUGUGCUUAUGCAGUUGGAAUGUAUCUGAGUGGCAUAAUAGGUGAGCGUUUGCCUAUCCGAUAUUAUCUCACAGGAGGGAUGUUUGCCAGUGGACUCUUCACUGCAAUGUUCGGAUUUGGCUAUUUCUAUAACAUACACAGCCUGUGGUUCUACAUCAUGGCUCAGGUGGCUAAUGGAUUGGUGCAAACCACUGGCUGGCCCAGUGUGGUUACCUGCAUUGGCAACUGGUUUGGGAAAGGAAGGAGAGGAUUGAUAAUGGGAUUAUGGAACUCCCACACUUCAGUGGGGAAUAUUUUAGGAUCCUUAAUAGCUGGCUAUUGGGUAUCUACCUGCUGGGGUUUGUCCUUUGUGGUGCCUGGCAUUACAAUAGCCUCAAUGGGGAUAGUCUGCUUCCUUUUUCUUAUUGAACAUCCUAAGGAUGUAAACUGUACAAGUACAUCAUCCAAUGAUCCAGAGAUGCACUGUCUGCUCCCUGACAAUGAGAGGUGCACCAAGCCACUGAAUCCUAACAAUGGAGGAUGUGAGGGAAUUGAAAACAGAAAGUCUGCUAUAAGUUUUUCUGGAGCUCUGAGAAUACCUGGAGUUGUAGAAUUCUCUCUCUGCCUGUUAUUUGCCAAACUUGUCAGCUACACUUUUCUUUUCUGGCUUCCAUUGUACAUCACAAACGUAGAACAUCUUGAUGCCAAAAAGGCAGGUGAUCUCUCUACACUAUUUGACGUUGGAGGAAUCUUUGGUGGAAUUUUAGCAGGCAUAAUAUCAGAUCGACUGAAGAAAAGAGCUACAACUUGUGGCAUGAUGCUUUUGAUUGCAGCACCCACACUAUAUGUAUUCUCGGCAAUCAGUAAAAUGGGAUUUGAAGCCACCAUAGUUAUGCUGCUCAUCUGUGGAGCUCUUGUAAAUGGCCCUUAUGCAUUGAUUACAACAGCUGUCUCAGCUGACUUGGGUACCCAUAAAAGUCUUAAAGGAAAUGCAAGAGCACUCUCCACUGUUACAGCUAUCAUUGAUGGAACAGGUUCUGUAGGUGCUGCUCUGGGACCUUUGUUAGCUGGUCUCCUCUCUCCCUCUGGUUGGAACAAUGUCUUUUAUAUGCUGAUGAUAGCAGAUGCUUGUGCCUUACUAUUUUUACUCCGCCUUAUACGAAAUGAACUUCGAUGUAAUCUGGAUCAUACCCUGUUUAAAGAACACUGAAUUUUGGGCAAGGAGCAAAUUAUUUAUAGAAUUUUUAAAAUGAUUAUUUUUAAAGACUUUGACUGUGAUCCAGAGAGGCUAUUUACCCACACACAUACUCCCACAAAGGAGACUGCUGUGCUUAAAAAUGAAGUGGGAUGGGGAAUCCCUGUUGCACAUGUGUCUCUGGAUCCUGGUCUUUGUGGGAAUAUAUUUCACCAUUUGAAUUGUGUUUUCUGCAUUGAUUUGCACAAUUAUGGCAAGAAGGUUUAGAGAUUCAUCUCCCCUCCCCCUUUAUUUUGCACAUAUAUCUGUAUCUCAGGAAGGUGAGCGCCCUCAAAGAAAGGAGCUGUUAACUAUUUUAUAGAAGAACUGAGCCAAAGAAAAUGUGCCUUGAUACUAAUUUUGUCUUAAGUAAAUGUUGUUAUGCGACUGGUUUUAUUUUUUAAUAGAAUGCAAACAGAACUAAAGGGAAGGAGCUAAGAAAACUAAUUAACUUUGGAUGAUUGUUUGUAAUAUGUGAAGAAGGAUUAGCAAAAUACUGAACAAAGUGUCCUUUAUGUUAUGUCUGAUCUUGCUAAGAAUGACUGUUGUUGGAUAUCUGAUAUUUAUACUAUUAUAAGAGAGCAGGUUGCCCUAUUAUCCAGCAUUAGCUACUAACUUUUCAUUUUAUAUGGUCUCAAAAAGAUGUUAUCCUGUCUGUAACAGGCUGAAAUCUGAAGUGCCAGAUACAUAUGAUAGCUAUUCUUCAGUUGUCCAGUCCCCUACUUUUGAAGCUAAUUUCAAUUAUUUCAGUGAGUAAGCAACCGGAGAACAGUCCUCUUACCCAUUAUUAUUUAUGUAAUAUAAGGCAAUAACAUCUGCCAGCCACAUGUACUUCAGAUACUAACCAGGUGAUGCUGAUUGAAAAGAAGAUCAAUAGUCGAUCCAGUUAUGGGGUGCCUUUUCUUGUAAGCCUAUUUUUAUUAUUUUGAGAGGUAUUAUAAUAUGAAGCACAAGCAGUGCAUCAACGUUGAUCAGCACUAAAAUUACCAGUCAAAACUGGUAGGCAACAGUUGUUGGGAGAGUAAAGAUUAAUUUGGAUCAACCACUUAAUUGUAACAAAUCAGGGUUUCCCUUUCAUUUUGAAAAUAUUGUUGCUCGAGGUCUUAGUCACUCAAUAGUUGACUUAAAUAUGCUCUUGGGUAUUUUCAUUUAUGAUAAUUAGAAAAUUCAGAAUACGCUCUAAAUGGUAAGAGUCUUAAUUUAUAUACAAAUCGCAUAUUUAAAAACAUAACCUGGAUAUCUUACUAAAGGAAGUGAGAAACAAAUAUAUAAUCCUACAAAAGCGUUAACCAUUUAUUAUAGUACUAUUUUUCCCCCCGGUCAUCCUCUAAAAUUCCAUACAAUACAAAGCCUGCUUCUGGUUUGCAAAGAUGUAUCACAAAACUUUUUUAAAAAAUGAAAAAGAGAGACUGGUGUUACAUGAUGUGCAAUAGUUUUAGUGUUUUUCAGUAUGUAUACUGUUAACUGUAUAUUUAUUAAAGUUCAAACUCCAAAAUUCACAGAAUUUUUU